Messenger RNA from Triticum turgidum subsp. durum (durum wheat), 678 nucleotides. The record is from the annotation of a GenBank genome assembly. Lineage: Eukaryota; Viridiplantae; Streptophyta; Magnoliopsida; Poales; Poaceae.
AUGCCCAAGCGCACCAUGGGAGGGAGGGCUAACGCUGGGGCUGACGCCAUGGCGCAUGAAGCUCCGGUGCAGGUGUCACCUACGCCGGAGCAGGUGACUCCUCCACGGGAGCAGGUGACUCCUCUGCCACGCCAUCUGCCUCCUCUGCCGCAGCCCGUGGUCAACAUUGAUGGCGACGAUGAUGAAGAAGAGGUAGCUGCUUUGGCUCCUCAGACAAAGCAGGUGUCUCCUCUGCCGCGGGUGAUGCCUUCUGUGCCCGAGCCUGUGGUCGUCGGCGAUGUCAACAAAGAAGAUCCUCAGCCGGGUGUUCGUCUGCCGCGAUUGUUGCCUCCCCAGCCCCCAGCUAUGGUUGUCGCCGACGAGAACGAAGAAGAGGUUUUCCCUGGUCAGUACAAGGCAAAUAAGGUCCUAAGUGACGACGUUGACAGUGACCCAGAAACCCAGAGGAUCUUUAGGAGGCAGAAGGUGAGGAAACUGGACAGUGGUGAGCUCGAGAAAGUUGUGAGGCCUAGACUCGGAAAGGGCUACGGAUGCCCUUACUACAACAAGGUGAUGAAAGGCGACCUGUCGAGUACCAUCAACCAUGCAGUCAGAACAUCCCAAGGCAGCACCAAGAAUGGCUACCCUUUCAGGGUGAAGCACGCCGCAUAUGCCGACUACUUGAUGAGGCUUCUUUGA